AUGGAGGAGGGAGCAUGUGUUCAUAGCCCAAUGAUCAAAGUGGGUCUUCAACAUGACUUGUAUUUGAGCAACAAUUUGUUGUCUUUGUAUGCCAAAUGCUUUGGAGUUGGACCCGCACGCCAUUUCUUUGAUGAAAUGCCUCACAAGGAUGUUGUGUCAUGGACUACGCUUCUAUCUGCUCACACCAGGAACAAGCAUCAUUUUGAGGCCCUUGAGUUGUUUGACAUGAUGCUAGGUUCUGGUCAAUACCCCAAUGAGUUCACCUUGUCCAGUGCCUUAAGAUCAUGUUCUGCCUUGGGAGAGUUUGAGUUUGGGGCUCAAAUUCAUGCCUGUGUGGUUAAGCUUGGGUUGGAGCUGAAUGCGGUUCUGGCUACCACUUUGGUUGAUUUGUACACAAAGUGUGAUUGCACUGUGGAAUCACACAAAUUGCUUACAUUUGUGAAGGAUGGUGAUGUUGUGUCUUGGACAACCAUGAUCUCUUCAUUGGUGGAAACUAGUAAAUGGAGUGAAGCUCUACAACUCUAUGUCAAAAUGAUUGAAGCGGGACUUUACCCGAAUGGUUAUACAUUUGUUAAACUCUUAAGCAUGUCUUCUUUUGUCGGUUUGGGAAUGGGUUGUGGGAAAGUACUGCACGCACAAUUAAUCAGAUUUGGUGUGGAAAUGAAUUUGGUGUUGAAGACAGCCAUUGUUGAUAUGUAUGCAAAAUGCAAGCGGAUGGAAGAUGCCAUUAAGGUCUAUAAUCAGACGCCUGAAUGCGAUGUGUACUUAUGGACUACCAUAAUCUCUGGAUUUGUCCAAAAUUUUCGGGUUAGAGAGGCUGUUAAUGCGUUUGUUGAUAUGGGAUUGUCUAAAACUCCACCAAACAAUUAUACAUAUGCAAGUUUAUUGAAUGCUAGCUCCUCAGUUUUAUCAUUGGAGCUAGGGGAACAGUUUCAUUCACGGGUCAUCAUGGCUGGAUUGGAGGAUGAUAUUUUUGUUGGAAAUGCGCUGAUAGAUAUGUACAUGAAAUGCUCCCAGACCACAGCAAAUGGAGUGAAAGCUUUUAGAGGGCUAGCCUCGCCGAAUGUCGUCUCUUGGACCUCUUUGAUUGCUGGUUUUGCAGAAAAUGGUUUAGAAGAAGAAUCUUUUCAGUUAUUCGGUGAGAUGCAAGCAGCUGGAGUGCAACCAAAUUCAUUUACGCUAUCUACUAUCCUUGGAGCUUGCAGCAAAAUUAAAUCUCUUAUUCAAACAAUGAAAAUUCAUGGAUUUAUCAUAAAAACAAAAGCAGACAUAGACAUAGUUGUAGGGAAUGCUCUUGUAGAUGCUUAUGCUGGAGGGGGGAUGGCAGAUGAAGCAUGGUCUGUAAUUCGCAAGAUGAACCAUAGAGAUCCCAUCACAUACACAAGUUUAGCAGCAAAAUUAAAUCAAAGGGGAGAUCACGAAAUGGCAUUAAAAGUCAUCACUCAUAUGUGCAACGAUGAGAUAAAUAUGAGUGAAUUUAGUUUAACAAGUUUUUUAUCAGCAGCAGCUGGCUUAGGCACUAUGGAAACUGGAAAGCAGCUACAUUGUUACUCUGUCAAAUCAGGUUUCCUAUGUAACUCAGUUUCAAAUAGCCUUGUUCACUUGUACAGCAAGUGUGGUAGCAUGCAAGAUGCAUACAAAGCUUUCAAAGAUAUAAGUGAGACAGAUACAGUGUCAUGGAAUAGUUUGAUAUCUGGAUUGGCAUCAAAUGGACAUAUAUCCGAUGCUCUUUCUGCCUUUGAUGACAUGAGAUUAGCGGGAGUUAAACCUGAUUCUUUCACAUUCUUAUCACUGAUUUUUGCUUGCAGCCAAGGUAGGUUAUUGAACCAGGGUCUUGAUUAUUUCUAUUCCAUGGAAAAAACAUAUGAUGUAACACCAAAGUUGGAUCACUAUGUGUGUUUAAUUGAUCUCCUUGGUAGAGGUGGUCGCCUAGAGGAAGCUAUGGGAGUUAUUGAAACAAUGCCUUUCAUACCAGAUUCAGUAAUUUAUAAAACCCUAUUGAAUGCUUGCAACUUACAUGGAAAUGUGCCACUGGGAGAAGAUAUGGCAAGGAGAUGUCUUGAGCUUGAUCCAAGUGAUCCUGCAGUAUAUUUGCUGCUUGCAAGUUUGUAUGACAAUGCCAGACUCUCUGAUUUCGGUGACAAGACUCGCAAGCUGAUGAGCGAAAGGGGCUUAAGAAGAAGCCCCAGGCAGUGUUGGAUGGAGGUAAGGGGUAAGAUUUAUGUCUUCUCUGCAAGAGAGAAGAUAGAUAAGGAUGAGAUUAACGAAAAGGUAUUGUUUUUUAUAACUGAAAUAAAGAAUAGAGGGUAUCCAUACCAAGAGAAUGAAGAUAAAUUAUACCACGCAGAGCAAUUAGCCCUUGCAUUUGGUGUUCUUAGUGUACCAACUAAGGCUCCAAUACGAAUAAACAAGAAUUCACUUAUCUGCAGUCACUGCCAUUCUUUUAUAAUGCUUGCGACACAAUUUGCUGACAGGGAGAUAAUUGUGAGGGAUAGGAAACGAUUCCAUUUCUUUAAGGACGGCCAGUGUUCAUGUAAAGGUCACUCAUAA
Molecule: messenger RNA, 2550 nt
Organism: Sphenostylis stenocarpa
Lineage: Eukaryota; Viridiplantae; Streptophyta; Magnoliopsida; Fabales; Fabaceae
Source: the annotation of a GenBank genome assembly